Messenger RNA from Macrosiphum euphorbiae (potato aphid), 426 nucleotides. NCBI's taxonomy places the organism in Eukaryota, Metazoa, Arthropoda, Insecta, Hemiptera, Aphididae. The record is from the annotation of a GenBank genome assembly.
AUGAUUAACGGUGUUAAUAUAGGUUGUCAUAUUGAACUUAAACUAGGAUUACUAAUGACCAAAGGUCAGCUUGAAGUUGACGUUGUGUGCGCUCGAGGAAUUAGAGCCGAAGAUUCACCACCAGAUACUUACGUGAAGACGUAUCUCCGAGAAAACGACCGCUGGUUGCAGAAACGUAAGACCCGAGUGGUCCGACACAACUGUAAUCCGGAAUACAACCAAACACUUAGAUAUUCCGCAUGCGAUGUGUUGGGUAGGUCACUGCUGGUAAUGCUUUGGGAGCGACAAAAGGGCUUUGAGCACAACCAAGGAUUGGGCGGGGCCGAAGUCACGCUCGACGCUCUGAAGCUGACACAGGUCACCGAAGGAUGGUAUCCACUUUUCCCCAUACAGAGUUUAGGAUCGGACUCCAACGACUCUCCGUGA